AUGUCAGACCCCGACAUUGAGAUGCCGUCGUACCCUGAGACCUCACCACCCACCGCUCAAACCAACUCAGAAACCCCUAGAACACCAAGGAAGUUUGACGACGAGACUGCCUCUCCCAGCAAGAGAUUUGGCAAACCUCUCAAACCAGCCCCCACUCGCUGUCACCGUCCACGAGCUGCUUCUUCAUCAUCCCUCCCCAACGGUGGCCGCUUCUCAACCCCAGCCCACUACCAACAAGUCGCUGACUUCGCUCCUCCAUGUCGAGUUGAGAAACGCCGCGCACCUGUCAGAGGUCAUCAGCGAGCAGAGAGCUUUGAACAGUAUAUAUCAUCCACCAGACGUCUUACGCGACGCAUUCCAAGCAACGAUGAAAUCACCGCAGUAGGCUCUGUCAACAGCUUACUUCCUCACCGAGGACAAAACCUUGCACCCACUUCUGGAAGCCUGCUGUGGGACUCGCCUCAGCUGCCUCGGCAUCAGGUUAUGGAGCAGCUGGAGCAUCGUGUUGAGGAUCUCCAGGUAGCAUCACAAGGAGAGUCUACUGGGCCGCGAUUUUCGGAACCUAGUGACGCUGUGGCAUGCUCAAUCCGCGUUAGACAGAUCAAUGCAUCAAGACGUGCACGCGAAGAUUCCGAAGAGGGUGCAUCGCCUGUUGUACCAGCCCGUCACGGGUCGGAUGAAUCGCACUAG
Molecule: messenger RNA, 690 nt
Organism: Fusarium tjaetaba
Lineage: Eukaryota; Fungi; Ascomycota; Sordariomycetes; Hypocreales; Nectriaceae
Exons: 1
Coding region: 1-690 (229 amino acids)
Source: RefSeq, a predicted model, not a curated record